AAGGUAGAUUCCUGAGUCAGAUCAACACUGCAGCACUGCACAAGUCUCCGAGCCGUACUUGGGAACUGCCUUCUGCACUAUGCAGCCAGUCUCUGCUGUGCAGUCCUCUCUCUCUCUCUCUCUCUCUCUCAUUCACACAUCACACACACACACACACUUUUGUGAAAUGUGAGGAGUCACCUGAUGUCCGUCAAUGUUGUCUCCUCUUAAAGAGCAGGCAGUAAAACUCUUCCUUCUAUGGAAGAUUAUUCCCUCCCUCUCUCAAAGGAUGGCACGUUAAUUUAAAACCAUCGUCUGUGUAUGGCUGCAGCUUGGGGUGCUAAACUGAACUACUUAUUGCAGCACUGAAGAUCUGAGGGACUUAUUCACCUCCCCAUCAUCUUUUUCUUUCUUUCUCCAAAGCUCAUUCCUUUCCUCUCUUGGAGGAGAGAGCAUCUGUGCUCGUCAGACAAUGCUUUCUCAGAAAUGCUUGGGGUUUCUUUAUUUCACUUUCUAUCUGUGGGCAAACGUGUUAUUCAUCCUCCUUCAAGAUGGCUUGGCAUGCAAAUCUGAAGAAAGGCUGUUUCACAAACUCUUCUCCCAUUACAACCAGUACAUCAGACCUGUGGAAAACGUGUCGGAUCCAGUUACAGUGUAUUUUGAAGUGGCAAUUACACAGCUUGCAAAUGUGGAUGAAGUCAAUCAGAUUAUGGAAACCAAUCUAUGGCUGCGACAUAUUUGGAACGACUACAAACUACGGUGGAAUCCAAUGGAAUACGAAGGGAUUGAGUUUAUCCGCGUGCCAGCGGAUAAAAUAUGGAAACCUGAUAUUGUCUUAUACAACAAUGCCGUUGGAGAUUUCCAGGUCGAAGGGCGGACCAAAGCUCUUCUCAAAUAUGAUGGUACCAUCACAUGGACGCCACCCGCCAUCUUUAAAAGCUCCUGCCCCAUGGAUAUUACCUUCUUCCCCUUCGAUCACCAAAACUGCUCCCUGAAAUUUGGGUCGUGGACUUACGACAAAGCUAAAAUUGACCUUCUAAUUGUUGGCUCCAAAGUAGAUAUGAAUGACCUUUGGGAGAAUAACGAAUGGGAAAUAGUUGAUGCUUCUGGCUAUAAACACGAUAUCAAGUACAACUGCUGUGAGGAGAUCUACACCGACAUCACCUACUCGUUUUAUAUCCGAAGGCUGCCCAUGUUCUACACCAUUAAUCUGAUCAUCCCCUGCCUGUUCAUUUCAUUCCUGACUGUAUUGGUUUUCUACCUUCCAUCGGACUGUGGAGAGAAAGUGACCCUUUGCAUCUCUGUCCUACUUUCUUUGACAGUGUUCCUGUUGGUAAUCACAGAGACAAUCCCCUCUACCUCUCUGGUAAUCCCUCUGGUAGGAGAAUACCUGCUGUUCACCAUGAUAUUCGUGACUCUCUCUAUCGUCGUCACGGUCUUUGUACUGAACAUCCACUACAGGACUCCGAUGACUCACACAAUGCCCAAGUGGGUGAAAACCGUUUUCCUCCGUCUCCUGCCCAAAGUCCUGAUGAUGAAGAGACCCGUCCAGAAACACAUCGAAGCCCAGCCUAAGAAAACCAAGAAAAAUGGUGCCGCUAAAUCCAGCAAGCCAAAGGCCGAUGACCCAGGGGAAGCCAAAGUCUACAGCGAGCACAGAUGCUGCCACUGCGACAAACCCAGCGAACCGUCCACGGGUAAGAAAAGGAGACCAAGCCACCAGUCGGCUAAAUGGGGGGCUGAGCAAGCAGAAUACUCCCCUGAGGUCAAAGAAGUAAUUAGCAGUGUCCAGUUCAUCGCAGAAAACAUGAGGAGUCAGAAUGAGACCAAAGAGGUGGAAGAUGACUGGAAAUACGUUGCCAUGGUAAUUGACAGAGUGUUCCUGUGGGUGUUCAUAAUUCUCUGUGUAUUUGGGACUGCAGGAUUAUUCCUACAGCCCCUGAUAGCAGACACAUAAUUCACUGACUGUUCAAGUUUUGCUCUACGUGUACCUUUCAGUUUUAUAUUCAAGUCGUCCGCCUGCAGUAGAAUGUCUGCUUUCACCUCAGGUCAAAAGAGCAGUGCUUUCUUCUUUAUUUCUAUUGGCUUUCACAUUUUCCACCCUCAGGAAACCUUGUCCACAUUGGCUUACUCAUUGAGGAACCUUUGCACAUCUGCUAUGGAACCCUGGCUUCUAGAGUGUGCAGCUCAUUUAUACCCAUUGAGAACUGAGUGGGCUUAUUGGCCAGCUCAGCAUUCUCCACUGGUGAACAAAGAGUAUGUUCUGGAGCACAUCAACUGCUCCACUUUGGCCACACAUUGCUUCUACACUAUGAAUGAACGGUUCCUGGUAAGCUUCUAGGGAACCUGUUUGAAAAUAUGUCAUUAGGCAACAUGCCUCAUUCUCAUCUAUAAUAAGAAGUAGAUUGGAUUUUUUUUAAAGUGGCUCUUGGUGCAUUGUUUCUUUGAAGAAACUAGUUCAAGGUGAGCCAAACGAGAACCAGCUUGAGCAAGCAUGGCUAUAUGAUUAGGAGAAAAUGUUCCCAGCCAUCCUAUUUCCACAUUUGCAGGCAUUUUUCAAAAUCCAUUGGAGAAUCCAUUGGAGAUGUGUCAUCCAUCCUCCAUGAGAGCUCAUCUGCACUUCCGCUUGUGCCAGUUGACCCCUUCCUUUCCAAAGGAAGAACUGCCCUUUAGUGAUAGAUUGGAACAAAUGGCUAUCUGGAGAAAACCCAAAUUGCUGUUUGCUCUGAUUGAGCGCUAAAGAGCAGUCCCCCCCCCCAGGGGAAAGCAGUGGGACAAGAGGAAAUAUUGAGGAGUCCUAACAAAAUAAAAUAAAGUGUGCUAGUCAGCCUAAGGAAGCUACCCACACAAUAUUAAUUGUUUGAGACUGUUGCCUGUUUUGGAAUCACAUUCUUCUGUGGUUGUAAACAUUGCAAAAUGCUUCUGACUGGCCUAACAGGAUUCUGAGACGCACUAAUGGCAUGAUUCCUCGGAGGCGAAUUAUAACCACGGAGCAAAAACCAGUCACGUCUGUUUAUGAGCUUUUCCUUAAAUGUAUGUCCAUGUGCUCCUUUUUGUUAUGGUUAAACUUGAUAUACAGAAGGAAUUUUAACUUAUUAAUUUAUUACUCUUGCCAAUAUUUUCUGAAUACCCAUUAUAUCAUAUGGAGGAAAGGGGGGAGGCUCAUUCCAAUUUUACAAGCAUUUGGAAGUUCCAAGAGGUGAGUUUGGUUGGUUUUAUUUUAAAUGAAGUCAAUUUCCUGCUGAUGGGAGGAGAGCCCUGAAGACUUACAGAAGCCUGCUAAUUUGCAAACAUGCAAGGAGAGAGUGUUGGAAGGAAGUAGACUCCUAAAGCAAUUGGCAGAACCACUAGUCCUGCAAGCCCCCAAAGAGCAGCACAGCUCAAGGAACCUUCAUCAUCAGCCAAUGGCUGCAAAUCACAGCUCACCUACUCAGGCUUGCUCUUUGUGUGCCCAAAUUCAAGCUAGUUUAUUCUUCCACCAGCAACAUGCAAGCAGUAUAGGUAGACUGUCCAUUACAAGAACAUCUGCAACUCUCAGCUCCCACAAAGGAAACACCACUGAUCAUUUCCGACUCUUAGCAUGCAAACAAAAGAUGGCUGCUUCAACAGCCCCUACAUGUAUAUAUGUCUGUGGGAAAGCAGCCCCACAUUAGCUUGGUCAAUGGCUAGAUUCACCUAUAGGGGCCUAUCUUUAUCCUAUAUCCUUGGGGAAUAUGCAUGAGGAUGUUGUACAGCAGGACUAGACAGAAAGUAGAUUAAGAUCUACUGGCAGAACGGGGGGUGAUUUGCAGUAGGAUGAUAACUUUUUAGAAACUCCCAUUUUUUAAAAAAACAGCAACAGCAAAAAUGUGCCCCCUGCCUCCCCCCCCCCCACACCUUUCAAAAGAAAGAAAGAACAAUGGUUGUUAUCUGGUGUGUAGUAACUCAGAUGUCAAUUCCAUACAUUAUAUAAGAAGGCUAUCCCUCUCAUGGGGUACUGUAGGUAAUAGAAUCAUCCUGUAGGUAAUUCUGCAAUGGCCACUGUCCCCACCUACCACCCUGAGUGGUAGUCAUUAUUUUGUACCUAACUUUAGCUGGCAGAGAGGGACGCAGGUGGCACA
Messenger RNA from Podarcis muralis (Common wall lizard), 4079 nucleotides. It is a transcript of the gene CHRNA6, whose product is annotated as cholinergic receptor nicotinic alpha 6 subunit. Gene Ontology annotation, molecular function: acetylcholine-gated monoatomic cation-selective channel activity; transmembrane signaling receptor activity. The record is from RefSeq and is a predicted model, not a curated record. NCBI's taxonomy places the organism in Eukaryota, Metazoa, Chordata, Lepidosauria, Squamata, Lacertidae. Gene Ontology annotation, biological process: monoatomic ion transmembrane transport. Gene Ontology annotation, cellular component: postsynaptic membrane.